AUGUGUGCUACCAACCAAGCCUCCGACACAUUCGAGGAAACGCCUCUUCAUGAGAGCGAAGUGCUCUCAGACCCUGAUGAUAUCUUGGACAGAUGUGCAAAAACACCUGCCAUCCUUCACCGCGAAUUCGAACUCUAUAUCAAGAGACAAGACAUCUCAGCUCAGCUCACUGCUGCUGGAUUAAUCGAGAUAAGAAGAGCAUACUACCUCAUCGCCUGGGCACUUGAAUGGAACCAUGAAUCCAAUGAUCUCGAACAACGCAAAGGUCCACCAAGGCUAUUCAUACCGGAUUGGUAUAUUCCAGCGGUUGCUCGCUGGAUCAUUAAUAAUGGCAGGAGAUUCUAUGAGGACGCAGUCAACCAGAACAUGCAGGACUGCUUCAAGCCUCCGCCAGGCUACGAGAUGGUAUACAAGUACGAUUGCAUGUGCAAUGAGCGCUGGGACCUCUGGAAAAAGCGCCUCACCGAAUUCGCCGAUGGGGCAGGAGGGGAUGACAAAGUAACCAAACGAGAAGCCAAGGCCGCUGUUCAGCACAUGGAAUCUGUGGUUGAUGCUUGGGAGUUGUUUCGCAACCAGAUUACCAUGAUUUGA
Aureobasidium vineae is the source of this 591-nucleotide messenger RNA. Lineage: Eukaryota; Fungi; Ascomycota; Dothideomycetes; Dothideales; Saccotheciaceae. The record is from the annotation of a GenBank genome assembly.